AUGGUGCAUAUUUGAAUGAACGGCCUUGCCGCCAUCACAUUUUUCUGUCGAACCGCUCGGACGUGUGUGGAGGAUAAAUUUUGCCAAAAACAAUUAUGCGGGGAUCUACCGCUUAGCUUCGACCCGCGGUCGCGCGAUUUAUUAGUUUUAUUGGAGAAUUAUAUUUAAGCAGAAAAAAACGUUGGAAAUUGCGCGUGUGCGGGUGGUGGAAGAACAGUGACAUUUUGUGGCGACCGUGUGAAAAUAAAGAGCAAAAAAGAAAAAGAAAACCGCCCGCGGCGAAAAUUGUUUCCCGUCGUUGAGCGGUUGCGUCUGUGUGUGUAUGUGACUGUUCUGUGCAUGUGUGUGAAAAACGUGAAAAAAAAUUGGAAUAUAAUAUUUGCACAAAAGUUAAAAUCAAACCAAAUAUAAAGAGAAGCUCCAGAAAUUACAAAAAAAAAUAAGAGUAUAUGUGGGCGAUAAAUGAUUGGGCGGCGGCAGGCAAAAGUCAAUCAACGAUAAGCGUCGCGUCGCAGAGGAGGAAAAGACGGAGAAGCGCUUAAACUGGACACAGGUAAGAAUUGAACCGCAUGUAGCGCGUAAUAACGGAGCCCAAGAACAAAAGGAACACCAAUUUUAACACCAUUGGAUUUUGAACAUGAACAAAAAUGCCGGCGAUGGCAGCGGCAACGACGGCAAAAACUCAAACAAUCAUGGCAAGGGCGGUGGUGGCUCCAACGCGGGUGGGGGCGCCGGAGCCGGCAAUCCGCACGAUCCCACCGGACUCCUAGAUGCCGCCUCGCUAUUCGCUUAUUGGGGCCGUGAUCCCACUGGAGCUGCGGCGGCAGCCGCCUCUAAUCCGCUGUUCAACUCACAAUUCAAUGCAGCCGCCGCCGCUGGCCUGGGCCUCCUUCCGCAAACGGGUGGCGGCUCUGCCAAUGACCGCUACUCGAUGGCCGCUGCAGCGGCGGCGGCGGCCGGCGCCCAUCAUCAUCAGAACACCAUGGCAGUGGCCGCUUCGCAGGCCGCCAGUCUGGCAGGUCUGCAUCCAGCAAGCUGGUGGUCGAUGGCGCAACUGGCGGCUCAGGACUACUUUAGUCGCCUGCAGGCGUCCGGCCUCUCACCAUUCCCGCAUCCAGACCUGGCGGCAGCCUUCGGGCCGGCGGCAAUGGGCAUGGGCGCCACAGGAGCAGGCGGAAAUGGUGCAGGCAGUGGAAGCGUAAUGGGUGCGGGUGCUGGCAGCGGAUCGGCUGUGGGUGGCGGCAAUGGCGGGGGCGGAGGAUCGUCCAGCUCCUCUGGCAGCAAGUCCAACAAGUCGCGCAAGGAGAAGCGGGCGGCCCAGCAGCAGCAGCAACAGCAGCAGCAGCAGCAACAGCAGCAGAGCCUGGCCAACAGCCUGAAUGCGGCGGCGGCAGCGGCUGCAGCAGCUGCGGCCAACAAUCCGGCAGCAGCGCUCGCCAGCAUGCACGGAUUCGGUGUGCCGGGAUCGGUGGCCGUGAGCACGGGCAGCGGAUCGAUCUCCACCAGCAGCGGAGGCGGCCAUGGAGGAUACAAGAGCACGGCCAGUGCCUACGGGAAGCCUUCGACGAUGACGAGCAACAGCAUGGCGAGCAAUCCGAGCUCCGCGUACGAUCCUGUGACCCUGCACAAAGAGCUGAUGGCCAUGCAGGCGGUUGCAGCCGCCGCCUCGGGAUCGGGCGGAGGGUCCGGCAGCGGCUCGUCGGGCAAAAAGUCCGGCGGCGGCGGCAGUUCCUCCUCAAUGCACGGCCACGGACUCUCCGGCCUCGGCAUGGGCGGUGGGGGCAACGGCGGCAUCAUGUCCGGCAGCAAGGCAUCGUCCACGAAUGUCAGCUCCAGCAACGCGUCGCUGGGUGGCAUGCAUCCCAGCCUGGGCAGCGCCAAUCCGCUAAUGUCCCCCCAUGGCAUGGGCGGUGGAUCCUCGUCGUCGGCGGGGGCAUCGGGCAAGGACCGCGACAAGAACAAUCCCUCGCUGAAUGCCCUCAAUUCGCUGUCGCAGUUCGGGGCCCUGGGCAUGACGCCGCAGCAGAGCAUGCAGGCGGCGAUGAAUGCGUUUGCGGCUAGCACGGGAGUGGUGCCCAGUGCCACAGUCACGUCGUCGUCGCAGCAUCACAGUUCCUCCCAGCAGCAGCAGCAGCAACAGCAGCAGCAGCAGCAACAGGCGGGAAUCAGUUCAACGGGUGGAUCAUCGGGUAGCAAGGGUGGCAACGGUGCAAAGGAUUACAUGAGCGCAGCAGCGGGAAUGAUGAGCGGCAGUGGCAGCAGCGAGCAUCCCUCGUUGCUGGGCGUACGCCUGCCACCGGACACGGAGAUCAUCAAGUAUACGUCCUCGAUUGUGGGCCCCAAAAUACCUGGUACUACAUCACGGGGUCGCAAGAAGACUAUUUCCGAAACAGAACAACAACAGACCACACAUCAACAGAAACAACAACAACAGCACCAAGCAGAACAACACCUACUCCAACAACAAUUACAACAGCAACAGCAAAAAGAGCUCGACAGCACCACAAAUGCACUCUCCUCUCUGCUUGCAUUUCCAGGUCUCAGUCCCGCGAAGCGGGCUAGACUCGAAAUGGAGUACGCGGCAAUGGCAGCAGCCGCCCAACAGCACCAGCAGCAGCAGCACCAACAGCACCAACAGCACCAGCACCAGCAGCAGCAUCACCAGCAGCAGCAACAGCAACAGCAGCAACAGGCGGCAGCAGCUGCUGCAGUGGCAGCUGCCGGAGGACUCCAUGGAAUGCUGGGAGCCGCUGGCAUGCCAAUGGGCAGUCUGUCCGGCCUCACGGGCAUGUCCAAUCCGUUGGAUCAGCUGAGUGUCACCAAGUCGAGUGCCUCGACGGUGACCAGCAAUGCCAACUCUUCGGCGUCCUCGAUGGGGGGCCACGGUCACGGCCAGGGCUCAUCGAGCGAUCGGGUGGAGGUGAUCAAGCUGCCGCCGACCAUCACCUCGAACGGCGCCUACAAUCUCUCCAGCAAGGGCAAGGAGGUGCACGAUCUGACCAGCGAUCAUGCAGCCCCCGGCUCGGGUGGCGUUAAUCUCAGCCUGAAGUCGGCGUCCAGUGCGUUGCCACCCGCCGUCACUGGGGCCGUGGGCUCCGCCUCGAAUCCCAUCACCAUCGACGACUUUGAUGCGCCGCUUAAUCUGUCUAUGAAGCCCUCGGACAAGAGCAGCGGAGGAGCCCCAACGGCGUCCACUUCCACCUCCAGUUCGGCUCUGGCCAACAUGGCCAGUGAGUACCAGGCGGCUGCUCAGGGCGGCAACAGCCUGCAGUCUCUGAGCUCCAUUACGGCGGCCCUCGGCGGCAGCAGUGGGGGCAUGCCGGGUGGGUCCAUUUCGGGCAGUGGCGAUACGUCGCCGGCACCUCAACACGGAGGCGGUAGCUCGACAGGUGGAAACUCGUCGGGCGGCGGCGGUGGCGGAGGCGGUGGUUCCUCCUCGUACAAGGAGGGGCGUCCGCGCAAUCUCGGACGUGGAGUGUCCAAGCCCAAGAAGAAUACAGUGGCCUCCCUGCUGGCCCAGUCGCGGGCUGUGGGCCUCAAACCGAUGCUGGCCACCCAACAGCUGCUCCAGCAAGGAGCGGACAUUGAGAAGAUCCGGCUGGCAUUGAGCGAGGCCAAUGCGCACAUGGAAACAUCAACGGACUCGGAGAGCAUGGCCGCCGAGAGCGGGCUGUCGGAGUCGGAGAGCGAGGAUGCCAACAUACACAAUGUGUCGGAGCUGCGAGUGCCCCUGGACAUGGGCUGGAAGCGGGACACGGUCAUCCGAGGCCUGACCAAGCUGGGACAGAUCCGUGGGGAGGUCACCUACUAUGCGCCGGGCAGUGUGGCGCCCCUGAAGACCAUUGGACAGGUUUUUGCUAUCCUGGAGCAGCAGCCAUCGAAUCUGACGCGCGAGAACUUUAGCUUCUCCGCACGGGCCAUUGUGGGAUCGUUUCUGCAGCCAGCGCCGCCGCCGUAUGCCAACGAUGGCGAGUACAUACGGAUGACCGACGAGGAUGUGGCUAAGCGGCUGGAGGACCUCAAGGUGUUCACACGCCAGACACUCAAUGUGGAGCAGCGCAUCGAGAUUGCCAAGCAGCAGCAGGCGAUGCGGGAUGCCAAGAAGCUGCAGAAGGAGGAGCUGGCGCGCAACAAGGAGAAGGCGCGCCAGGAGAAGAACGCCAAGCUCGAGCAGCAGCGCAAGGAGAAGGAGAUGAAGAACCAGCAGGCCAUCGAGGAGCGCAAGAAGCGGCAGGAGGAGCUCGAUCGCCUCAAGCAGGAGGAGCUGCUCAAGAAGCAACAGGAGAAGGAGAAGCGUCGUCAGGAAGCAAUUUUAGCCAAGGAACAGGAACUGCAGAAGCAGAAGGAACUGCUGCUGGCCGCUGAAAUGGAACGCGAACGUCGACGGCAGCACAUGAAUCUCAUACGGAUGCUGGAGGUACGGCGCAAGUUCGAGGAACGGGAGAAGAAGAAACACCAGCUGGUGCUGGAUCGCCUCAUACUGCGCGAGCGCCGCAUGGCCGAGAGGAAGCGUGACGCGGAGAUCCUACAGCUGAUACGGCGACCCAACGAGGACUCGGAAAUGCUGCAGGAGAUGGCGGUGCCGGAGCUGGAGCGCAUUGCCGGCAAUCGAUUGCCGGGCCAGGCAAUGGCCGAUCUUCUGAUGGUCUUCGAGUUUCUGCACAACUUUGGCGAGACCCUCGGCUUCGAUAUGGAGUCGCUGCCGUCGCUGCAGAACCUCCACGACGCUCUGAUCAGCGACAGCAAUGCGGAUGCCGAGGAGGAGCUGCUGUCGGUGAUGACGCACCUCCUGGUGUGUGCCAUUGAGGAUCCCGGCGUGCCCAAUCCCGGCCGUCACACAACGCUGCUGGGCCAGUCGCUGCGCAACGCGGACAUAACAAACUCGAAUGUGUCGGAGAUUCUGCGCAUCUACCUGUACGCCACGGCCACCGGAGAGGUGCGCCAGAUGCACGGCAUCACCGUCGACAGGGAGCGGGAGCGGCGGGUGCCCGACCACCACCAGGUGGACGCCGACACCAGCACGCACUCGGCCAAGAACCAGGAGUACUACAAGCUGCUCCACGAGAACGACACCUGGAAGCUAUCGUACGCCCUCAAGGACCGCCCCUUCGUGGCCCUGAAUCCGACGCGCAAGGCCCAGAUGUUGGCCCACCUAUGCAACGACCUGCUGAUGAACAAGGCCGUGCUGCGGCAGAUCGACGGCAGCCUCGAGACCUGCGCCCAGAUGCGCAAGGAGAAGUACAUGACGGACAUGAAGGUGCGCAAGUACAAGGCCCUCCACAUGCGCAAGGCCCGCAUCGAGGCGUACGAGAAGGCGCAGGCGGAGCGGGAGGCGGCCAUGCACGCCCUGAUGGCCCAGCAGAAGCUGGACGCCGAGCGGCUGGCCCAGGCACAGGCGAAGCAGGCAGAGGCCGUGGCCGAGGCCGAGGCGGCAGCAGAGGCCAUGCAGGCGGCGGCUGCUGCCGAAGGAGACGACACAUCCAAGGCACCGGACAUCGAAGGAGAGGGACUUCCUGUGGAGACCAACAACGGGGAGACCAACAAGGAGUUGGAGGAUGGCAAGGCCAUUCCAUCACAGCCCAUGGACGUGGAUGGCGUUGAUUGUGCGGUCAGCAAUAAGGAAGAGGCAACGCCCGCUGCACCACUCCUCGAUUCCUCGCUGGUGAGCCCCGCCAAGAGCUGUAUUUCUUCCGUGGAUUGCAUUACUCCCGGCAAGCAGAUGUCGGGACAGGACUUUGCCACACCCACGCCUACGCCAACGCCCACGCCCACCUAUCAGCACAACGGUUCGAGUACGCCCACAACAGGUGGCCUAAAUGCGGCAGCGGGAGUUGGAGUGGGAGUGGCAACUGUGGCUGGAGGCCUCGAAAUGCAGGCAGCCCUGAUGCAGGCCAAAAAGAGCGGAGCCCGCAACUCCAUCAACGAGGAUGGCCACAACGAUGUGAGCAUCAUCGAGGACGACCUCUCCGACCUGGACUCGGAGAUCACCAAUGUGGAGGAGGACGAGGACAAUCGCCUGAGUGCCGAUGAGCUGCAAAAGAAGCUGGACAAAAUCGUGCGCGCCUCGCUCAACUGCAAGGAGGCGCUGGAGAAGAGCACCAAUCAGCUGCGUGCCGCCUGCUUUGGGCAGGAUCGCUUCUGGCGACGCUACUGGAAGCUGCCCAAGGCCGGAGGCAUCUUCAUCGAGGCCCUGGAAUCAGCCCAGAACGAUAUCUGUGACUACCACGAGGCCCUGGAGAAUAUGGACGAGAAGCGGCUGCAGAAGGAGCAGCAGCAGAACCAGAAGCAGUUCGAGGACGGAUCCAGAGACCAGGAGGCAGAGCCAGAGACUGAGAAGGUGGCAGCGAAGGAGGCGGAGACAGCGACGGGCACGGUCCCGGACACGGAGACGGUGUCGGUGGCGGGGACAGUGCAGCCCAUGGAGGUGGAUGAAUCGCACGCAGAGAUGAAUCCAGCUAUAGCCGUGGCCACAGCAGCACAGGAUCAGGAUAAUCAUCCAGAACGGAAGCGAGACGAUCAGGACGAUGGAGAGGAGGAGGAGGCGGAGGAUGACGAUGACGAUGAGGUCACCGAAGUGAACAAAAUCGAACCGGAGAUUGUGGAUCUGGGCGAUGAUGAUGAUGAUGACGAAGCGGGUGCUGUGCCUCCAACGGUAACCAAGAUCGAACCGCCCCGACCCGAAAUCAAGGUCAAGUCGGAGAUGGAGCUAAUGGGUCCGCCCACCACGAUGAUCUCCACCAAAACGGACUUCGAGGCGGAGAUCAAGAUACCCUCGAUGCCUGGCCACAUGAUUCCAACCCUCAACAACAACAACAACAGCAUUGGCAACGACAGCAACUGUGAUAAGUUGGAGGGAAUGGGCAUGGGCAUGGGCAUGGGUAUGGGCAUGGGAAUGGGAGUGGGAAUGGCACAGACAUAUGGCCAGAAUCUGAUCACAUCUUCGACCAUCAAAAUGGAGGACCUGAAAAAGGAAACGUCCGACGAUUGCAUCAUUGUGUCCACCUCCAGUGGCGACGAUACGCCCAAAUGGUUCUCGAUUGUGCAGCGCGAGGUGCCGCUAAUCAGCGAACUGCCCGCGGAGGAGGGCGGUGUGGUCGCCCAGGAGCUGCAGUGGGGCUAUGCGAACCAGAACUGCUAUGCCCAGCUGCAGCUGCAGGGCCAUCCGUGGGACCUGAUCAACAACGUGCAGUACUACUCGAUACCGAUGGAGGAGUGCAAGGUGGAUCCGGGGAAGCUGGCGCAGGAGUGCAUCUUCUCGCUGAGCGGCCUGGACGAGCGCCAGAUGCAGGCCAAGCUGGAGGAGUACGAGGCCAAGAUCAAGAUCAAGUGCACAGUGCCAAAAAACGGUCUGGAGUCUCCUCAUCGCCCCCUCGUGACGACCGAUGAUGAGGAGCAGGAGAUCAAGUUGAAGCCGGAUGCCGACGAAGAUGGACAGAUGGAUGUGGAUGCGGACGCUGAAGCGGAACCAGAUGCGGAUGCUGAAACGGACGCUGAUGCUGAGGCAGAUGGAGAUGCGCAUGCGGAGAAGGACAAUGAGCACGCCGGCAAGGACAAGUUUUUUCGUUUGCGCACUGAUGUCCCCCCGGACACGGGCGGGGGAGAAGGGGUACUUGAGGACGGAACAGAUGCCCCAGAGCUAAAGCCGAAGAUUGAGCUGAGGCUGGAUGAGGCCCUAUCGCAGGCCUACUACCACAACAUCGCCAACAUGUCGCUGAGCAGCGUCCAAACGUACAUCCCCAUCGACAUUCCCCUGCCCCUGUCCAUGACGCCCGACGAGCACCGGCUCCUCGAGCAGGUGAAGCUCUCCGGCUUCCCGGACAAAGUGCACGGCGUGUACGUGCCGCAACGGCAGCGCUACGGCUGGUGGCAGCUCGACGACGAGCAGAAACUGCGCCAGCUCCUAAAGACCCUGAAUCCGUCGGGGCUGCGGGAACGGGAGCUGCAGGAGAACCUGACGCGCUUCCUCACCCUGGAACAGCCGCUGGGCGUCAACUACCAGCUGCAGCCGCUGGAGGCCCACAUGGUGGAGUACCUGUUGCCGGACGGGCCGCACGACUGGAACCCCAAGGUGGCCAAGCGGGUGGAACUGGCCCUGCUCGAACAGCUCGAGUCGCUGGAGGACAAGGUGGCCAGCGCCUCGAUGCAGCUGAAGAACUGGCAGGUGCCCAAUCGCGUCGAGGGCGAGCAGAGCCUGCCGGAGCCGGAGGAGGUCAGCGAAGAGGACUUUAUCAGCAUCAUUCCCAUGAUCCGGGAGCGGAUCAUCGAUCUGGAGGCCAACAUUGAGCGGCGCUACCUGAAGCCGCCGCUCGGCUCCCAGACUGGCGACGCCCACCUGGCCGUGAUUGCCCAGAACCAGCACACCUCCACCCAGACCCAGAAUUCGGCCUCUGCCGCGGCCUACCUGCUCCAGAUGCAGCAGCAGCAGUUGGUCCAACAGCAGCAGCAACAGCAACAGCAGCACCAGCAACAUCAUCAGCAACAACCGGGAGGAAACAGUCUCAAUCCCUCAUCCUUCAACGAGCGCACCAUGGCCCUGGCAGCAGCCGCCGCGGCUACUGCGCCCAACUCCACCAACGCCUCCGGCUGUCCGGGCGAGUCUGGCAGCGUGGAGCCCGUCUCUGGCAACGUCUCGCCAGCCAGCAACUGCGACAGCGACAGGGACGAGAAGGUGGAGAACAUACCAAAGGGCCUGGUGCAGUGGCGGGAUGCAGUGGCCCGGUCCCACACCACGGCCCAGCUGGCCAUGGCCCUCUACGUGCUGGAGUCCUGUGUGGCGUGGGACAAGAGCAUUAUGAAAGCGUAUGCAACAAGAAACAAGUCGAGCAAGAAGAGCAGCGCCAAGAAGCAGGCAACACCAAACAAAAAGAAGCAACAGCAGCAGCAGAAGAAUAAGAGCAAGAAGAAGAAGCAAGCCACGCCACAGAAAACAACAAAAACGGAACCGCCACCGCCACGGCCCCCGGCGACACCCCCAAAGGAACAAAAGCAUCAAAAACAGCAGUCCCUGAGCAUCAAAAUCAAUCUAAAGGCUCUCGCCAAGGCAGCGCAAAACGGACAAUCCCCCCCAGCCCAACCGCCUUCCUUAUCGCCCUCCCCCAGCGAGGAUCAAGACUCCCGCACGGACUCUGACUCGGACUUUGGGGCAAAAACGACGACCACGACCACGACAAAGACAAAAACACGCAAACGUCGACGCUCGGCCACAACCACAAACUCUAGCAAAUAUUCGAAUUCCUUACAGAAUUGCCAGUUCUGCACCUCGGGCGAGAACGAGGAUAAGCUGCUCCUGUGCGAUGGCUGCGACAAGGGCUACCAUACGUACUGCUUCAAGCCUAAAAUGGACAACAUACCCGAUGGCGACUGGUACUGCUACGAGUGCGUGAACAAGGCCACCAAUGAACGCAAAUGCAUCGUGUGCGGCGGCCAUCGUCCCUCGCCGGUGGGCAAGAUGAUCUACUGCGAUCUGUGUCCGCGCGCCUACCACGCCGACUGCUACAUCCCACCGCUGCUGAAGGUGCCGCGCGGCAAGUGGUACUGCCACGGCUGCAUUGCACGGGCCCCGCCGCCCAAGAAGCGGAGUGGCGGCACCAGCAGCAGCAGCAGCAAGUCGCGUCGCGAUCGCGAUGCCAGCACAGCCGCCAAGCGGCGCAACGACAAGCCAGGACUACCAGGGCCAGUGGGUGCCACCAGCAUGGAGCACUUGCCCCAAAUGGGGGGAGGGGACGGGCAGCACCAGCUGCAACAGUCGCUGAAUUCGUCGCACGACGAGUCCAUGACAUCGCUGCCGCCGCCUUUGAGUCCGGCGCAUUCGGUUGCCUCGGCCACGUUCGAGGAUCAGCAGCACACCAACUCCAUCGACAGCAGCCGUUUCCAGGCGCAUCUGGGCAACAGCAACAGCAACAACAACGGGGUCGUGCCGCUGCCCGAGGAAGUGGCUAUCGCUGCGACCGGCUACCCGGUCUAUCCGCCAGCCAGCGCCUUUGCCGCUGGUCUGGUGAACCCCACAGGACCCACAGUUCUGCCCAUACUUCCCGUACCCCAUGGACCGAUGCAGUUCAGCAACGUGGCCAUGUCGCCGCGGGCUGUGACGCCCACCCGAACGCCGACGCCGACACCGGCGCCGACACCACCGCCACCCGGGCCACUGCAUCCGCCCGUGCCCACAUCGACGACACCGCUGCUCAUGCAGGCCUCGCCGACGGCACUAAACGCCAUCUGCCAGUCGCCGCCGCAUCAGCAGCCGAUGACCAUGCCCUCGCCGCGUGCCUGCACACCCACACCACCCACGGUGGGAGCGGCAGGGGGAGUGGGAGUAACGCAAAUGUCACCGCCGCCCAUCAAUAUACAUGCCAUACAGGAGGCCAAGGAGAAGCUAAAACAGGAGAAGAAGGAGAAGCACGCGACCAAGAAGCUCAUGAAGGAGUUGGCCGUUUGCAAGACGCUCCUGGCCGAAAUGGAGCUUCACGAGGAUUCGUGGCCAUUUCUGUUGCCCGUGAACACCAAACAGUUUCCCACUUAUCGCAAGAUUAUCAAAUCCCCCAUGGACCUAUCCACCAUUAAGAAGAAGCUCCAUGAUUUGAGCUACAAGGCACGCGAGGACUUUUGCGUGGAUGUGCGACAGAUCUUCGACAACUGUGAAAUGUUCAACGAGGAUGAUUCGCCUGUGGGAAAGGCGGGGCACGGCAUGCGCAAGUUCUUCGAGUCCCGCUGGGCAGAGAUGACCGAGAAGCACUCCUGAUCGUAUCCGCAGCUCCAGCUUGCCACCAGCGACAGCUCCACACCGGAUCCCAUAGAAAUAGUGAUACCAGCGGCGGAAACAACCGCCGAAGCAGCACAAUUUUGGCCAAGAGAUUAGGACUAGAGCAGAGAAGGAUGAGUGGGAGGCAUACAAUUGUAUAUAAUUAUAGAGGGAUAGCCGAUACAAGCAAACACACACAAGAAGCAUUAUUAUAUUUAUAUAUAGUACGAUUAGAUAUAUAUAUAUAUAUAGCCCACGUCCUACGCUGUUCGUUGACGAGACUUGCAAGAGAGCCUCGAAUGUCCUCCCCAGUAGCCAGGCGAACAAGCGCGUGCCAGCAAAAAUUGUAUCUAGUUGAUUAAGCAUCCACGAAAGCAAGGAAACAAAACAGUGAAGCAGUGUAAACCGUAACUAUUAGCCAACAUAAUCGAGCAGCUCCUACAUAUAGCUAAAAUCGUUUAAGAAGCCAUCCACAGUACAGACGCGACUCUCUGACAAAAUGAACGUACAAAAUGAAACUAUGUCGCCCCAGAAAAAACCAGCCCCCCAUCAAUCAAUCAAUCGAUCCAUCAUUCGAACAGUAUUUUGUGCACUCUGUGCAGCUCUGCGUCUCGCUUUGUUUUACACAAUUCUAAAACGUAAUAAUUUUAACUCUUAAUUUAAAUUGUAAUUGUAACUGUAAUUGUAAUUGUAUUUGUAUCUGUAAUGUUUUAUGUUUAAAGCUGACAUCAACGAAGCGCUCAUUUAAGUUUUAACGUGUAUUGUACUGUACUGUAUUGUACUUAUAGCCACUCCGACAAUUGUAUUUAAACAUAUAUACACAUACCUAUAUACUAGCAUUAAAAUUAACAUUAAUAUUAACUAGAGAGAGCCUUAAUCUGGCAGCGGAGCGGACUCAAAUAUACUCAAAAGGGAUGGCAGUACGUGGCACAGAUCGAGAGUUGUAAAUGAAUGUGAAACGAAGGCAACAUACAAUUAAAUUAAAUUGAAUGUAUUAAAUUAUAUUCUCUGUGUAAAUUUUCCACAAUGUA
Molecule: messenger RNA, 11769 nt
Organism: Drosophila pseudoobscura
Lineage: Eukaryota; Metazoa; Arthropoda; Insecta; Diptera; Drosophilidae
Gene: tou
Product: bromodomain adjacent to zinc finger domain 2B toutatis
Exons: 17
Coding region: 638-10738 (3366 amino acids)
Cellular component (GO): chromatin
Molecular function (GO): DNA binding; protein binding
Source: RefSeq, a predicted model, not a curated record